AUGUUUAGUCGUGACGAAAUGAACAGAUUCAAGUCUUUCGCUGCGAAGGGAGGUGUGGUUCUCCAUCCAACUGAGUUGGAUGUCAUAGAUGAGGACGAGUUUUCGGGUCCCGUAGUGGUCAUUCUGAUGUGUGACCGUGCUCGAGCCUUUUAUGCUUGUCAGCCACAGUGCUCGGGUGUUGAUUCAGAGAGACUUCCGAUUGUCAACGUAUACAUCGAGCCAGAAUAG
Plasmopara halstedii is the source of this 228-nucleotide messenger RNA. RefSeq lists its product as uncharacterized. The transcript has 3 exons. Lineage: Eukaryota; Oomycota; Peronosporomycetes; Peronosporales; Peronosporaceae. Bases 1 to 228 code for a protein of 75 amino acids. The record is from RefSeq and is a predicted model, not a curated record.